Molecule: messenger RNA, 1893 nt
Organism: Kluyveromyces marxianus DMKU3-1042
Lineage: Eukaryota; Fungi; Ascomycota; Saccharomycetes; Saccharomycetales; Saccharomycetaceae
Gene: GRC3
Product: polynucleotide 5'-hydroxyl-kinase
Exons: 1
Coding region: 1-1893 (630 amino acids)
Biological process (GO): cleavage in ITS2 between 5.8S rRNA and LSU-rRNA of tricistronic rRNA transcript (SSU-rRNA, 5.8S rRNA, LSU-rRNA)
Cellular component (GO): nucleus
Molecular function (GO): polynucleotide 5'-hydroxyl-kinase activity
Source: RefSeq, a predicted model, not a curated record
AUGUCAGAGGAUAUAUUGCAAUAUUCCUCGAAUACUGAUUCGGAUGAUUCUGAUUUCGAAAGUGCUCAACCAAGAAAUGUCGUCAUUCAAUCCAAAGAAUCAUCAAUAGUUGCGACUUACGAUGAGGAUGAUGACAAUGAUGUUCUAAAUACAGACGGUAAAAGUACAGAAGGAAAUAUUAGCACAAACCUAUCUAAAUGGUAUAGUCCGAUUCCUAAUGAGAAUAUGUUUUUUUUAUCUCAUGAAAGCACAGAAGUUCUGGUGGGUUUGACUAAGAAUCAACAGCUUUUACUUUGUGGCCAAUUCAAUUUACAGAUAGUUAAGGGUGGCAUAACAUAUAAUAACGUGCACUAUAAUAGCAGUUGGAGGACAUGGGAAAUAUGGCAUCCGGUUUGUAAUGCUGUUUCUCCAAUAAUAUCAUCUUUCUAUGCUGGUUGGGAAAGUAAACUUUUCCUAGGAGAAAAGUAUAAGCAUCUGGAAAGUUCAUUAGAAAAGUUCAACUGUGUUUUAAGAAUCAGUAACGGUUCAAAUAUUGCUCUUCUCACCAACUCUGUUCCAGAUCUAAGAGAUAUAUGGGGACCCAUAUCAUCUUUCCCUUUGCCUGGAUUCCAUAAGAAGCAACUUACGUUUACAGUAGUACCGGAAAGUUCGACGAUUGUAAGAAUAUUGAAUAUAUCCCAAGAGUGGUCUAAAGUAAUUGAUGAAAUGUGUUUAUUUCAUUCCAACUCUUCUCAGGAUAUGCGUGUAAUGGUAAUCGGAGGUAAAAACUCCGGUAAGUCUACUCUAAUGAGAUUGCUACUCCAAAAGUUUCUUCAUAGUGAUAACGAACUUAGCGAUGAACUUGUUCAUUACAUAGAUAUUGAUCCUGGUCAAACUGAAUAUUCCGCACCUGAAAGCAUUUCAUGGAAUAAAUUGGAUGCCAAGACAAUGGCUCUUGGUCAGCAUCUAUGUCAAGGUAAUUACACUACUGUAAAACAACACUUUUUAGGAUCAUCAUCACCUCAAGAUCUACCUACAACCUAUUCUAACGCUGUCGAAUCCUUAUUAAAGUCGUGGGAAGAUGAAAACUUCAUGGGAACGUCUUUCUUAAACAUUCCUGGAUGGAUCAAAGGUUUUGGCGUAAAGAUUAUUAAUCAUGCGUUAUCUCAUUUCAAGCCCACUCAUAUUAUAUUUCUAUCUCACAAUGGAAAGCCAUUUUCUUCAGAAAUAAUGAUACCAGAAACAUUUAGUACUACUCAAAGAUCAAGCUACAAACCUAUAAUAUUGGAACUACAUUCCCCACCAUUAGAUAAACAUAUUUCCCCGGCACUUCAACGCUUCAAUGCGGCAAAAAUCCGUCAAUUCAAAAUAACUGCUUUCUUGCAUAGAAGGCAUGAUAGAUCAUACAAUAUAUCUCCUUUACUCUUACAAACACCCUUGGUUGUACCGAUUGGUAAUGGAGGUAUAGCAGGAAUUAAAUUUUUACAAUCCAAUGGUCCUAUUCAUGAAGAAGAUAUAAAUCUUUCUCUAGACGGAACAUUAGUAGCAUUGCACAAUAUGGAAGGUGUGCCAGAAGUGAAAAAAAUAGGAUCUUACCCAAUAAUGAAUCGUUUACCAACCACUGGACUUAAAUUUGUUACGCUGGCGCUUAUACACUCUAUUAAUAUAGAUGAUUCUUCAAUUCGGGUUUAUGUACCGGAUUUCGCUAUAAAUUGCGUGAAACGGUCAGAACCCACAAAUUGGAUCAUUCUUAGAGGAAAAACUGAGACACCAAUCCAUGAACUAUUCCCUACUAAAAACUUCUUUAGUGAAUCUCAAGAGAUUCCCUAUAUAUCUCUCUAUCGGAAGAAGAGAAAUGAGCACGUUUGGAAGGUAAGAAAAAAUGUUAUGAGAAGAGGACAUCACAUGAAAUAA